AUGUCUUUGAAUCUGUAUUUGCCGUAUCGCUCAGCUGUUAGACGACGAUAUCCAUCGGAUUUGUUUGAUUGGCCGCAGAGGUUGUUUGGUUUUGAUUUACAUGAGUUGGACGACCACUGGAACCGAUCAAUGAAUCAAUUGAAUCAAAUUUCUGGAUCAUCACAAGUGGCCAACACUGGCGAUAAGUUUUCGGUAAAGUUAGAUGUCAGUCAUUUCAAACCAGAAGAAAUUGAAGUCAAAACUAUUGGCAAUAGUAUUCAAAUUCAUGGCAAACACGAAGAAAGAAGUGAUACUCACGGAUGGAUUGCACGAAAGUUCACCCGACGGUACGCUUUACCCGAUGGCAGUAGACCUGAGGAGACGUGA
Molecule: messenger RNA, 366 nt
Organism: Oppia nitens
Lineage: Eukaryota; Metazoa; Arthropoda; Arachnida; Sarcoptiformes; Oppiidae
Product: alpha-crystallin A chain-like
Exons: 1
Coding region: 1-366 (121 amino acids)
Biological process (GO): response to heat; protein refolding
Molecular function (GO): protein folding chaperone
Source: RefSeq, a predicted model, not a curated record